AUGGAAUCGAAGGAGUCUGGACGUUCCAGUCCCCAGCAAUACCAGCAUGAUACUGUUGCUGCUGCUCCAGCUCCGCCAAAUGGAGGGGUCGCUGGCUGGUCUACUGUCUUUGCCUCCUUCCUACUCUUCGCCAUUACCUAUGGAUACUCGUCUGCGUUUGGGGCCUUCCAGGCGUAUUAUGAGUCUGACUUGUUGCGCUCCAGUUCCCCAUCACGCAUCGCCUGGAUAGGCACCAUCCAAGGGUUCUUCAUGAUCUCCACGGGUGUUCUUGCCGGGCCACUGUUUGAUCAGGGAUAUCUGCACGCGCUAAUGACUGUCGGCUGUUUGCUGAACGUCAUUGGGUUCAUGAUGCUGAGCUUAUCUACAGAGUAUUAUCAAGUGUUCUUAUCACAGGGUGUUUGUAGCGGCAUAGGCUGUGGCUUGAUCUACGUACCCGCCCUGUCACUGGCUUCCACCCUUUUCACCACACGCCGCAGCAUUGCCGUCGGCCUAUUGUCAUCUGGGGCCAGCAUUGGUGGAACCGUCUUUCCAAUUCUUUUUAUCCGGCUGCAGCCACUGAUCGGGUUUCCCUGGACAGCACGCACCUUGGCCUUUAUCCAGAUAGCCUGCUCCUGUGUCGCCGUCCCGCUGCUGAUAGCCACGACCAAUCCAAAACCCAGUCCACCACGCCAGCUCAUCCACUGGCAUGCAUUGAAGGAGUGGAGCUUCAAUGCCUACGCAUUUGUCAACUUUCUCUUCUUUGUGUCCUACUUCGUCCCGCUAUUCCUCCUACCUUCCUUUGCCCAGUCCACACUGCACACUUCAGCAGACCUGAGCGUCUAUAUAGUUUCGAUAUUCAAUGCGAGCUCCAGUAUCAGCCGUAUAGGCUGCCCUCUGCUGGUUUCUCGUUUCGGCCCGAGUAAGGUAUUGUAUACUAGCAUGGCUGGUUGUGCAGUCAUCCUCUUCGGCUGGACAGGCGUUCACACAGUCGCCGGAUGCAUUGUCUUUUCUGUCUUCCUCGGGAUUUUCACCGGCAGCUUUAUCGCCGUUACUCCGGUAUUGAUGGCUCAUCCGGUCAUUUCGCCUACCCCAUCGGUCAUUGGGACGCGUAUGGGCAUGCAGUGGUUUGCUGUUAGUUUGGGUGCGUUGAUUGGUGCGCCUAUUGGUGGUGCUCUCGAGGGGUACGGUGGAAGCAAUGGAUUCUUGGGUAUGCAAUUGUUUAGUGCAAUGGUGAUGGCUUUGGCAGCUACAGUACUGCUAGUGCCCAUGAGGGCGAUUUGGCGGUAUAAUCACGCCCAACACGUUGUCUAG
This is a messenger RNA of Aspergillus niger, 1290 nucleotides long. RefSeq lists its product as uncharacterized. The transcript has 2 exons. The record is from RefSeq and is a predicted model, not a curated record. Bases 1 to 1290 code for a protein of 429 amino acids. Gene Ontology annotation, biological process: transmembrane transport. NCBI's taxonomy places the organism in Eukaryota, Fungi, Ascomycota, Eurotiomycetes, Eurotiales, Aspergillaceae. Gene Ontology annotation, molecular function: transmembrane transporter activity. Gene Ontology annotation, cellular component: fungal-type vacuole membrane.